CUUUUCUGUUAAAGGGAAACUUAUAUCCUCACACUUCUAGCAUCUAACCUCAAAUAACUCAUUCUGACCACCGAGGGGGAACGACACGCAUCUCCUGGAUCUGCUGCAUCUGGCUGCUCUCCCUACAGCUGCUUUCUCAUUGGGGUGGAAACCACUAACCUUCACAGCUAACACUCGGAAUCCAAAUACUUGACUGAAAAUGCUCCUUUUACUGCUUGGGAUCAUUCUUCUGCAUAUUGCCGUCCUGGUGUUGUUAUUUGUGUCCACAAUCGUCAGUAGCUGGCUGGUGAAUAAUAGCUAUUCGGCAGAUCUGUGGCAGAAUUGCAGUGAGGGCGUCAGCAGCACAUGGAACUGCCUCACUGCCUCAAACAAUGAAUGGCUCCAGUCUGUCCAAGCAAUGAUGAUCCUAUCUAUAAUCUUCAGCGUUUUGUCCCUGUUUCUCUUCUUCUGCCAGCUGUUCACCCUUACAAAAGGUGGACGCUUCUACCUAACUGGGAUCUUUCAAAUUCUUGCAGGGCUGUGUGUGAUGGCUGGAGCCAUCAUCUUUACUGUGCGGCACACAGAAUGGAAUAAGGACCCCGCGGCCAACUUUGGAUUUGCCUAUAUCUUGGCAUGGGUGGCUUUCCCGCUAGCCGCUAUUAGUGGCAUCAUUUAUGUCAUCUUGAGGAAGCGUGAAUAAACACCACCACAUCUGGAAAGAUAAAAGCUCAAUACAAAGUUUAAAGGGGAUCCUAAAGAAGUGAAACCAAAAAUUUCAACCUCCCCUCACCAAAGAGAGAGAGUAUGGUGGGGGCAGGUUCCUGUGUUAAUUGAAGAUGUAAAUAGUAUCUAUGGUUUAAAAACCUAUUUAUAACACUUUUUACAUAUAUGUACAUAGUAUUGUUUGCUUAUUUUGACCUCUAGCUUCUGUAAGCUAAAAAAAAGUAUUUGUGUCUACUACAAAAUAUAUUUUUUGUGUGGACAGCAUCCCAAAAACAAGCCAAUUUGUGUGCCUUAAAAUAAGAUAUGAACAGUCUUAACCUGUACCAAUUCCUACCCCAUAUGGAGUGAAAUGCAAUUACCUGCAUUAAAAACAUGGCUUCCUUAGCAGAUACAAAAUGGCUGAUGCUAGAGCAAGAGAGGUGCUUAUAGUGCAAAGGCUGUUUUGAAGCUAAUACUCCAUAGCAGUUAAGUGUUCACCGGGCUCAUACAUAGAGAGAGGCUAGGGACCUGGAUGGAACUUAUACAGGGGUAGAGGCCGCAGUGCGCCGGUCAGCGAGCCAAAGCAGAAUUGGCAAUGAGGCUGAGCUAGCGGGAAGGUCAUUCUUCAAAAUGCCAUUUGACUUUUGCACUGAAACCACGCCAAAGUACUGUGGAAGAUUUUUAUCAUUUGUGAAUAUGACAAUCAAGCCUUGUUAUAUUUCACCUCUUUGGGCAUUGUGAUGAAAACAAUAACGUAAUUAUCUCCUUCUCACACCAAUGUGUGGAGGCAUUGCUAAACACCACAGUUGGUUUGUGGCAAAAUCCUUUAACGUUGGUUUCUUUGUGUUAUUGCUUUCUCAAGUAGUGUUUUCUUUUUCUGGCCUUCUCAUUAAGGGGCAAAGGUCUUUUUGAAUUGACCCUACACUGCCAGCGGAGCUUGCAAAUUUUUGCAACACCAAAAAGUGAGAUGGACUUGACCAGCUGGAUGUGUGCCUGUCUCUAUAAAGAGAUUUCAAAGAAAUUUAGAAAUGUUUGAAGAAAAGUACAAUAUAUGUUUAUUUUUUAUUUUAACCAAUGUGCAUGUAUUAUACGUAAAUAAAUAUAUAAAUAAAUAUAUAUAACAAGGUAGCCAGAAUUGUUUACCAAAUGUUUUGCUUCUAAAAAACCAACAUAAAUAAUUGACUUAUCAUUUCUGAAACCUGACUGAAAGAAAUUAGAAGUAGUUUCUCACCAUGUAGGAUAAAAUGAAAAACUGGUGCUAUGAUAAUUUUUUUGGACCAUUCCUUAUAUUUUAACACUUGUCUAAUUUCUGACCCAGUAACAGCUUAUGUUUUUCGUUUUCUUUACUGUUUUGUUAUUUUCAGAAUAAAACCAUUGAACUUGUCUAGUUCUCUAAAGUGAGGUCUAUGUGAAUAUUUAAUAAAAAAAAAAAAAUGGCUGCUUAGAAGACUGGUGAAGUGAUUAUUGUAAGCUCUGUUAUGAAUUGAUGAUGAUAGGGUCACAUGAUUCAAUGACAGAAGUGGACACUGACUUUGUCUGAUUCAUUAGAGGCAGAUUUUGUGGUAAAGUGACACAACAGUAAUUCUAUGUACUGUGCAUCAGUAGAUAUGGUGAAUAAAUUACAGUACUUAAGGGUCCCCUGACACUCAAAACCCGUGGAGGCAACCAUUUUCAGACCUGCAACUCUAUUCAUUCACUGAGACCUAGUUGAGACCUUGAUUCAAAUGGUAUCUUGUGCAUUUUCAUAGGUUGGAUUCUCAUAAGAACUGGUUCAUCUUACAACAGCUUGGCUGGGGAACCGGUUAAAUUACACACACUCACAAUGCUAAGACCAGAAUCUCGACUAGCGGUGAAACACCACUGCCGGAAUACCGGCAAGGUAGGUGAUUCUCCCUCUAUGGGUGUCCACAACACCCAUAGAGGGAGAACACUGCUUGUAGGAGACAGGGGCCCCAUCCCCCCCUAAAUACCAUAUGACAUGUCCAACCACACCUGCAAUUUACCAAGUCCACAUCCAAUAUGAAAAAGGUUGGCCGCUUUUGGGUGCUAGAGACUUGAAUUAUCUGAGAUUAUUAGAAAUACUGGGGGUAAAUAACACUAUAAUCUAUAACAUUAAUAGGAAUUCUACAAUAUUUCAUACUCAGAAGACCACCAUGCUGGGUGGGACAUGUUUUUCUGAGGAAUAUACAUUUGCACUUUUAAAAUGACUUGGUCUGGUGAUUAACUAUAUGGCCCUCUCCAAUGUGUAAAAUACUAAUCUGGACUCUUUAGUUCCUGCUAGUCUUUUUACUUUAUGUUUUCCAUUGUUUGUACCAAAUAUCUGUGCACUAAGAAGAAAAAAUUAAAUAAAAUUCAGAGUAACUCAA
This is a messenger RNA of Pseudophryne corroboree (corroboree frog), 3047 nucleotides long. It is a transcript of the gene PMP22, whose product is annotated as peripheral myelin protein 22. The record is from RefSeq and is a predicted model, not a curated record. The coding region runs from base 200 to 679 and encodes 159 amino acids. Lineage: Eukaryota; Metazoa; Chordata; Amphibia; Anura; Myobatrachidae. Gene Ontology annotation, cellular component: plasma membrane. The transcript has 5 exons.